UGAGUCUGUUGCCGCGAUGCAGCUCAUGCUGCUACAAGGGUAGCAGGCUGCCUCGGGGUUAGCAGGCUGCCUCGAGGUUAGCAGGCUGCCUCGAAUACGAUAAAAUAGGCAGCAUCGCCAAAGGGUUGUGCAAUGGACUGGCGAGGCUCCAUUACUCAAAUACUUCUUACCAAGGCACCCCCCCUGGAUCAGCACUGGUAGACUCGGGGGCAAAGAGAUGCGUACUUACUUAUAGUCGCUGUGCGGCAUUUCUCUCAAGAUUUCAUCACCUUGCGCGAAAUCCGAUCUGAUUCGAUCUCAGCCCUCGGGCAACUGCAUGCGGCGGAAGUGUAGGACCUGCGGAAGUGUAGGACCUGCGGAAGUGUAGGACCUACAGAAGUAGGACCUGCGGAAGUGUAGGACCUGCAGAAGUGGAGAGGCACCAUGUCUGCAAUUCUGAGCGGCAAUGGCGGGAGUCCCUCAAAUCUCGAGGAGCGGGUAAGGCUCCUGGAGGAAAAGGUCGCAGGCGCAGAGAGCGGUGGAGGUUAUGGCACAGCCAGGCACAACUCAUUGGGCGACCAAGGCUCGGUGACGGACUCAACGGACUUCCAACACCCAACCCAGUUGACCAACAAGGACACGAUUCCAGAGGUGCGAAGAUGCAACUUUAUGCAGUUCAAGAAUCGCUUCACCGACGAGGAUGGCCGAUAUGCCAUCGACGUGCUCGUCUCUGGCGCCCUGCUCCAGCAGGAGAUGCAUGAGGAGCAACAGUUCCGCAAACACCGCUCAGGCAGUGCCGCCAUGUCCUCCCGGUCAGGAAAGGCCAAGGAUGCCGCGUUGAAGGCAAGGAACAUCCUCAACGCCAAAGCUCUGGAGACGGCCCAGUCCGAUGACGUUUGGAUGCGCCGUGUCCGCAUUCAGUCGCCGGCGAUCCUCAAGAUCCUGUCCAACAUCCAAGGGGAGUCCUGGUCAUCCCGGCCGCGGACAUAUCUCCGCCCCUUUAUCACCAUAGUUUCCUUUCAGGCCGAGAUGAAGAGGGCCCUUCGAGAUCUGGAGAGUCGAUGGGGGCGCUAUCUCGACGGGGCUGCCACCCCGGAAUCCUCCAUCACAAAUGCCCAUACGCCAGCUCCCACCGACGGCGGGGUGGAAGAAUCGGAAGGGCCCGUCGAUAACUGCCCUGAAGCACUGGCGGCAGUGCGAUGCUAUGUCAAAUUCGUCGAUGAGAACAUCAUCCCAGAGUACACCCAGUUCGAUGGACUAACGGCGUCUGACGACCCAAAAGUACGAUUUUCUGAUCUUCACUACCUCUUCCGAACGGGGGAGCUCGUAUACCGACCGUACGGGACCGAUACGUCGGGAAAAGGCAAUCCACGGGAUUGGAAACGCACGGGAAAGCGUCUUUGGCGGUGCUACGGCCUGCGCUCGCGGGAUAUGGAUUACCGCGUCUGUCAUUCGGACCAUCGCAAGUACGACGUUCACCAAGACUCCGGUGAACAGGACGCAUCGUUCAUCGUCAAAGCGUUUUAUCUCGAAUACACGGGCGAAGAGUUUUGCACUGUGGUCACCAAAUUCGCCAUCCAGCCAUUCAAGGGUCUUCGACGGAUCCGGUCACUACCCGUCUACCCCCUUCGCUUUGGCCCAGCCGAGCUGGACAAGUACCUUGCCGACGCCGCCGAGCUUGGAGACAAAACGCUUGAGUACAUCGACAUCAAGCAUGUUUCUUAUGACUCGUGGACCGUCACACGGACACCAAAGGGCGACGCGACCUGUGACGCCAGCGGCGUAGAAAUGAAACACCCCGAGUAUAUCAAUAGCGACGUUAUGGUGGACUUCAACGAAUCGUUUCAAGCGUGCCCGCACUGGAAGCCGAAACGGAGCAUCCUCAAGCCAGAGCCAGUCAAGCAACUGGCCGAGUCGGAUGAUUUUUCCAUCCUGUGGUGGUCGGGACCCGACAGAGCCAAGCUGAAAGCCGAGAGCGUCGAGGUCGUUCCCGUCCGGACGGGUGUGAGCAAGUGGGAGCAGAACAAGUUCGUCUCGACGGACCCGUUACUUUCCCAGAUGAGCGAGAACCUCGCCAGGGGUCAACUUACAACUCGAGACUACCUCAGCCCCAUAGACAAGGGCUUGAUUGCGUGCCGCGUCUUUGGCUACGUCUUCCAGGACCGCAAGUUUGCACAGAUGGACACGCAACACAUGUCGCCCCCGUCCGGGUCCCGCGAUGCGCUCGACUCGCUCCGGAUUCCGCACAGCGUGAAAGACCUGAUCCAAAGAUCAGUCCAGGGACAUCUGAUGCAAAAGGCCGACGAGCGACGACACGGCCAGGGGCAAGAGUCGCAGGACUUUAUCCGAGGUAAAGGCGCUGGCCUGUUCAUCCUGCUCCAUGGUGUCCCCGGCGUCGGGAAGACGGCGACGGUAGAAGCCAUUGCCCAAACGCACAACAAGCCAUUGUUCAAGAUCACCUGCGGCGAUCUUGGCUUGACGCCCGAGCAGGUUGAGUCAUCGCUGGGGAGUAUCUUCAGACUGGCCAACUCGUGGGACUGUAUUCUGCUUAUGGAUGAGGUUGAUACCCUCUUCUCGCAGCGCUCAAAGGGAGACGCGGCGAUGACUAAAAAUGCAUUAGUUUCCGUUUUUCUCCGAAUCCUAGACUACUACACCGGGAUCCUCUUCAUGACAACCAACCGAGUGGGAGCGCUAGACGAAGCCUUUCGCUCGCGCAUCCACUGCAAUAUCUUCUAUCCACCCCUCAGCCCACAGCAGGCGCGAGAGAUCUGGGAGAUUAAUCUUCGGAGACUGGGGCGCAUCGAUGCCGAGCACCAACGGAGAACAGGAAAACGGCCCCUGGAGAUUCCCGCCGAGGAGAUACUUCAGUUCGCCGAGGAGCACUUGACCAGUAAUCGUGGUGGCGAUUCCGCGCAUUGGAACGGGCGUCAGAUCCGCAAUGCCUUCCAGAUGGCGCGCAGUCUCGCCUACGCCGACGCGGCCGCCGAAGCCGAGAGGCUGCGGGCCAGCGGGUCAACCGACAUGCCACCGCCGCCCAAGCUGCAAGUCAAGCACUUUAGGCUCAUGGACAGCGUGACCGUCGAGUUUGAGGAAUACAUGAAGAGAGUCUUCUUUGGCCAGACCCCGGCCGAUCUUGCGAGGGAGGCGGAGACUCGUGUCGACCGUGUCCCCGGGCAGUCCUGGACA
This is a messenger RNA of Lasiosphaeria miniovina, 3165 nucleotides long. RefSeq lists its product as uncharacterized. Lineage: Eukaryota; Fungi; Ascomycota; Sordariomycetes; Sordariales; Lasiosphaeriaceae. The record is from RefSeq and is a predicted model, not a curated record. Gene Ontology annotation, molecular function: ATP hydrolysis activity; ATP binding. The annotation marks the transcript as partial. The transcript has 3 exons.